AAAAAAAUAGUUAAUUGGUUUGAUCAGUGAAGGUCUGGCUUUAUCUUGAUCGAUUGGUCUCUUGUUUCUGUGCGUUUUGAUUCCUUUUUCUUUGAUUAGUUUGGGAAAUUUGAGUUCUUUUAGUGGGGCUAUUUGAGUUUUGAGGGAGUUGUGAAGCGUUUUGGAGAUUUCUUGCUUUGUUUGUCUGAAUUUUGUUUAAAUUUUGGGGUUUUUGGAAAGGGAGUGGAUUUGGGGAUGUUGUCUGCUUUCUUGAUCUAAAGUUGGUAGCUUUAGGGAUUUUCUUGCCUUUUUUGUUUUAAUUUGGUUUUUUUUUUUCAUGUGGAUGUGAGUGUUUUGUUUCGUCUUGGAUUUUGAUGAAGUUCAAGGUCAGCAUCUGAGGAUUCGGUGUCGGUUUUGUGUUGUUAGAUUUUUUUUUUUUGUUGAUAUAAUUUGGUGAUUUUGCGGAGAAUUUAUUGAUUAUGAGCUUGGAUCGGAGAAGAACAUGUUGAUCAAUGUGUGGUUUGGUAUUUAGGUUGAGAAAUGGAGGUUCAAGAUCGAAAUGGGCAAGAAAUGAAGGGACUUGAAUGCAUUGAGGUCUGAUUCAAAGCUCUAGAGUUGUUUGUGAAGAUGACAAUGGCUUCAAAGAAGAGUCUUUUCAGUGCAUUCGCCCUCGCACGUACUGCUCCUGCCAUUAUUGUCAUGGUUGGAGCUUUUGGUCUGAUGCUCUUCGUUUUAUCUCAGCUUUUGAUUUCUUCUCCUGUGUAUCAAUGGCGGAAGCCUGCGAAUGAGCCUUUGAAGGAUAUUAAAGAAGAUAUAUUCAUUAAGCAGAGUACUUCUGGUUCCAAGGAGUGGAAUGCAUCCAGACAAGUUCAAAUAUUGUCUUCGGAUCUAGGGCAAGAUGAGGUUACUGUAAAACCUAUUUCUUCAAAGGAGAUGCAAGAAAAGGGUGAUUCAAAGAGCUCAGUGUCUUCUAAUGAGAUCCAACAACAGAGCAAGGAGCGGAGUUCUAUGCCUUCUAAUGAGAUUCAAGAACAGAUCAAGGAAAACAGGUCUACUUCUUCUAAUGAGAUGCAAGAGCCAAGAAAGGAAAAGAGUUCUAUGUUUUCUGGGAGUUCUGUCAUUUCAAAUGAUACUGAUGAGAACUUGGCAGCUUCUUCAAAUCUAACAUUGAACCUUUCUCCUGUGGGUGACAUUCAGAAGGUUGAUUCAGGGAGUUGUGACUUAUUAAAGGGAAAAUGGAUCUAUCAUCCUGCUGGACCAUUAUAUACAAACAACACAUGCAUGUUCAUUACGCAGAUGCAGAAUUGUCAGGGGAAUGGGAGACCUGAUAAAGAGUACGAGAACUGGAGAUGGAAGCCGGACGAUUGUGACCUUCCCUUAUUUGAUGGCCGGAAAUUUUUGGAGUUGAUGAGGGAUAAAACAGUGGCCUUCGUUGGGGAUUCAGUUGCUCGAAAUCAGUUUGAAUCAAUGCUGUGCAUUCUAUCACAGGUUGAAACUCCCCGGAACCGUGGCAACAGAUUGAUGCAGCGAUGGCACUUCAAGUCCACCAACACCUUUCUCUGUCGAAUAUGGUCCUCAUGGCUCGUCCACCAAUCAUCAGAGCCUCUCCAAUUAGCUCCAAAGGAAGUGGUCAAGAUUCACCUAGACAUCCCUGACGAGACCUUCAUGAACCAUCUCCCAAAGUUUGACGUUGUCAUCCUCUCCUCCGGCCACUGGUUCGCAAAACAAUCUGCCUAUGUUCUCAACGGUAACAUCGUCGGAGGACAGCUCUGGUGGCCUAAAGGAGCCGGCAAGAUGCAAAUCAACAACAUCAAAGCCUUUGGCAUUUCAGUGGAAACAACCCUCACUGCCAUAGCAGCACACCCUAACUACACCGGUUUAGUUAUCGUUCGCUCAUUUUCACCGGAUCAUUACGAAGGUGGUGCUUGGAAUACAGGAGGAUCAUGCACCGGAAAGACCGGACCGGCUGAUAAGUUCGAAAGGAAUGGUUUCACCGAUAUAAUGCACGAAAAACAGGUGGCUGGAUUCAGGAAUGCAGUCAAGAAAGCAAGGCCGGGUUCGAAGUUGAGACUGAUGGACAUCACCGAGGCUUUCAGUUACCGUCACGACGGCCACCCGGGACCUUACCGGAGCCCUGACCCAAACAAGAUAACGAAGCGGGGACCAAACGGCGAGCCCCCACCGCAGGACUGUCUGCAUUGGUGCAUGCCAGGGCCUGUUGAUACAUGGAAUGAAAUCCUGGUGGAGAUGAUCAGGAGAGAAUUUGAAGCUCCAUGAAUGCUUCCCAGAUGUUCAAAUUCCACAACAUUGUUGUUUUACUAUCAACGGUUCAUAGUUUGAAGAUGAAUGUAAGUAGAUAUUGAGAUUUUAUUGUAUUUUUUUGUAGUUUUUUUUU
This is a messenger RNA of Dioscorea cayenensis subsp. rotundata (Guinea yam), 2374 nucleotides long. RefSeq names its product protein YLS7-like. The coding region runs from base 607 to 2256 and encodes 549 amino acids. NCBI's taxonomy places the organism in Eukaryota, Viridiplantae, Streptophyta, Magnoliopsida, Dioscoreales, Dioscoreaceae. Gene Ontology annotation, cellular component: Golgi apparatus. Gene Ontology annotation, molecular function: O-acetyltransferase activity. The transcript is spliced from 3 exons. The record is from RefSeq and is a predicted model, not a curated record.